This is a messenger RNA of Venustampulla echinocandica, 3321 nucleotides long. RefSeq lists its product as uncharacterized. Bases 1 to 3321 code for a protein of 1106 amino acids. NCBI's taxonomy places the organism in Eukaryota, Fungi, Ascomycota, Leotiomycetes, Helotiales, Pleuroascaceae. Gene Ontology annotation, molecular function: ATP binding; ATP hydrolysis activity. The transcript has 2 exons. The record is from RefSeq and is a predicted model, not a curated record.
AUGAUCUCAAAAUCCUCUGAUGGCCCUGCGCCGACCCAAGAGGAGGUUUCGGCCCUCCUCGACGCCGUAUUCUCCGCCCCAUCUUCUGAUGUUUCGGUUGGGGCAGCUUAUGCGCUUUGCGACACGCUCUUGGGCUCCGUCGGGUUCCGGGGAUUGAUGCAUUAUGGUAUCUUGGCAGAGAUCAAGAAGGCUGCCGCCGAUAGAAAGAGCGGCACAAGAAGAGAAAGCGCCCAAAACUUAUUAGGCGCGCUAUUCGAGCGCCUACCGCCUCAGCAGAAAAUCAGCGAGGUGGUCCUCCUACUUCAGGAUGGGGGUAUGGUUGGAUGCGCCCUCGAUGCCCUUUCAGAUAAGGGUGCUGUCGUUCGUGACGCAGCCCAGUAUGGGUUGGAUGAGCUAUUCAAGAACCUGAGUGCUGAGGCGCUUAUCAUGGGCCUUCUUCCUGCGCUCGCCACAUACCUCGCAAAACGUUCAGGUAAAUGGCAAGGCACCGUUGGCGGUUAUAAGCUAUUACAGCGGACCGCAGAUAAGGCUAAGAUGGAAAUCGGAACGACUAAAGAGGAAGCCAACAACAAGGAUAUCUUGCGAGAGUCCAUGGGUACCAAGCUUGCUGGCUUGAUUCCAAUUGUUGAGUCUGGGAUGCACGACCUGAAGGCCGAGGUUGAGAAGCAAGCUGUCGCAACCAUGACCUCAUUGACUACAUUACUUUCCAAUGAUGAUGUUGCUCCCCGGAUCCCUCUGCUCAUCAAAACUAUGCAGAGCCCCUCUACAGAGACGCUCCAGAAGGCCAUUCAUGCCCUUUCCCAAACCACUUUCGUCGCUGAAGUCACUUCUCCCGUUCUUGCUCUUCUUACGCCCCUCCUGGAGCGAUCUCUCAACACUCCCACAACCGCUCAAGAAGUUCUCAGACAGACUGUCGUUGUCGUUGAGAACUUGACCAAGCUCGUUCACGAUCCAAUCGAGGCUCGCACGUUCUUGCCAAAGCUGCAACCUGGUGUUAAGGCUGUCAUAGACCGAGCAUCUUUGCCAGAAGUCAGAGACAUGGCUAGAAGAGCGCUCGGCGUGAUUAUUAAAGCGAUGGGCGAUGAUGACGGGAAUAUUACAAGUGGUGCAAUUGCAAGGACUUCAACUGAAGACGUUGCCAAAGUCCUCGAGGCAGAAAUCAAGAAUGCCGGGGGUUUGGCUGGUGAUUUGGAUAUCUUCAAACUUGCACGGCCAUACAUCUGUGGCAUGGUUGCUGAAGAUGUCAAUCACCGUCAAACAGGUCGCAUUUCUGCAUGCGUAACCCCUUACCUACAACACAUCAUGAAGGCUCCCGAGGGGGCCGAGUCAGUCGGUAAGGCGGUUCAGCAAUUUUAUGUUGAUGAGGACCACCGAAAGUUUGGCCAACCUGUCAAGGUAGAAGAGGGCGAAGUUGAAAUUGUCAACACCGAUUUCUCACUUGCCUAUGGAGGAAUGCUUCUACUCUCCCACACCAAUCUCCGCCUUUUGAAGGGACAUAGAUACGGCCUUUGUGGCCGGAAUGGAGCCGGAAAAUCCACCCUCAUGCGCGCCAUCGCCAAUGGCAAGUUGGAGGGGUUUCCAAGCCAGGAUGUCCUCCGAACUUGCUUUGUGGAGCACAACCAAGGAGAAGAUGCUGAUAUCAGCAUUCUAGAGUUUGUUUCAAAGGAUCCAGAGAUUGGAAAUCAGGGCACGGAACGUAUCUCCCAGGUCCUAUCAGAAGUCGGCUUUACUGGUGGUCCAGGGGGUCGCCAAUCCGAGAUGGUUGGGUCUCUGUCUGGUGGAUGGAAGAUGAAGCUGGCUUUAGCUCGUGCUAUGUUGAUGAAAGCGGAUGUUCUCUUACUUGACGAACCUACUAAUCAUUUGGAUGUUGCCAACAUCAAGUGGUUGGAAGAGUACCUCAAAUCGCACACCGAGAUUACAAGCUUGAUCGUGUCCCACGACUCAAGUUUCCUCGACAACGUUUGCACCGACAUCUACCAUUAUGAGCCGGGGAAGAAGCUGGCAUGCUUCAAGGGAAAUCUCGCCGAUUUCGUUAAGAAAAGACCUGAAGCAAAGAGUUAUUAUACGCUCUCUGCCUCUCUGGUCCAGUUCAAGUUCCCACCUCCGGGAAUCCUCACUGGUGUUAAGUCACAGACACGUGCAAUUCUUCGCAUGAACAACUGCUCAUAUACUUAUCCCGGCUCUUCCAAACCGUCGCUGCAUAAUGUUUCGUGCCAACUGACCCUGUCCUCUCGGACAGCCAUUAUCGGUGGAAAUGGUGCUGGAAAGUCUACCUUAAUCAAGCUUCUUACGGGCGAGACAAUUCCUACCUCUGGCAGUGUUGAAAAGCAUCCCAAUCUCCGUAUUGGCUAUAUCAAACAACACGCACUCGAGCACGUGGAAAUGCAUAUGGAGAAAACACCAAAUCAAUACCUACAGUGGCGUUAUGCCAACGGAGAUGAUAGAGAAGUGUACAUGAAGCAGACGCGCAUUCUCUCCCCCGAAGACAAGGCACAGAUGGAAAAGCCAAUCGACCUCGGAGACGGCAAGGGUCCUAGACUAGUUGAAGCCAUCAUGGGUCGUCAAAAAUGGAAGAAGACAUUCCAGUACGAGGUCAAGUUCGUCCACAUGCUUCCUAAAUAUAACGCCCAGAUCUCCCGUGAGACUCUGCUCGAGCUCGGAUUCCACAAAUUAGUCCAGGAAUUUGAUGAUCACGAAGCUUCUCGCGAGGGUCUCGGAUUCCGAGACCUCUCUCCAAAAGUCAUUUCAAAGCACUUCGAAGACUUAGGUCUAGAUCCCGAAAUCGCCAACCAUAACGAAAUUUCUGGUCUCUCGGGAGGACAGAAAGUCAAGGUUGUAUUGGCAGGUGCUAUGUGGAACAAUCCCCAUCUGCUCGUCCUUGACGAGCCGACCAAUUUCUUGGAUCGAGACUCGCUUGGCGGUCUUGCUGUUGCUAUCCGCGAUUAUAAAGGUGGUGUGGUCAUGAUUUCUCACAACGAAGAAUUCGUUGGUGCCCUCUGUCCUGAGCAAUGGCAUGUUGCCGAUGGUCGUGUUACCCACAAGGGCCAUCUUGCCGUCUCUGCAGAUCGAUUCGAAGAUAGCAGACCCGGGAGUGGAAUAAAUAGCAGUGUUGCUAGCAGUGUUGUGAGCAGUGCAACUGCAAGCGCUGUGAAUAGCGGCGUGGAAGACAAUGCAGAUAUGUCUUUCAGGGCUAGAAAGAAGAAGAAGAUGACCAAGAAGGAGUUGAAGGAGCGGGAAGUUAGGAGAAGACUGAGGCAUAUUGAAUGGCUCAACUCUCCAAAGGGCACUCCCCAUCCGGUAGACACUGAUGACGAGUCUUAA